GCGUAAACACGAUCUCACGGAGACAUGGAGCGCUUCUUCUCGCACCGCCAGGAUGGCGAAGAUUGCAGCAACAUCGAGGUCGACGUGGGCAUGGGCAGCUCCGACAUGAGCCUCCUGCUGCUGCAUGGCCCUUCGCGCUCUGGGAAGAGCUCGCUCGCGCUGCAGUAUGCGUUUGAGCUCGUCAAGCGGGGCGGGACCGACCCCAGCGUCGUGCUUGUGUCCCAUGCCAGCACAAAGGCGAACAACCGUAUGCGUCUUGUGCGCGUCGCGCCGUGCGAGAGCUGCCACACGCCAGCCGAGUCGGGCCAGGACAGCAUCGUCUGGAGCCGCAUUCGCCUCAAGUACCUCGAGAGCGCGGCCCAGCUGCGCCACUUUGUCUGCUCGUUCCACAUGCUCGAGGGCAAGAACACGGCCUUGAUCAUCGACGACCUCGAUCUGUUUUGCACGUCGCCCACGGAGAUCUACCGCACCCUCGCCUUCAUCAAGGAGACCAUCGAGUUUAUGCGUGCGAAAUUUGACGCUGGCCAAGCCCUCGUGCUCGGCAGUUCCUCGCUCCUACCGCGGGACCUCCGACGAACGCUCCGGCGCUGGUUCGAUCUGGUCUUGCAGAUAUCUCCAGGUGACAACGAUGCGUUCGUGAUCCAGGAAGAGAUGUGGCCGAGCACGACGGGCGACGACUGGGCCGAGCUCGUGCCAUUAUUUCCGCGCUCGUACUGUGUCGAGUACACGUUCGUGCCCAACAGCGACGACGCCCAGGGCUACCUUCAGUUUACCCGGGCCAGUCUCCGACGCUAGAGCUACAGUAGUAAUAUCUGUCGUAUGGUUAGGGCAAGAGAAAAUAUGGUCAUGGCAAGUGUCGGCGCCAACGGCGGUGCAUGGUCCAGCCGAUCGCUGCGCCGAUCGCGACGCCCGAGAGCACUUGUGCCCACACCGGGAGGUCCCACUCGAGUGGCGGCGUCAAG
Messenger RNA from Saprolegnia diclina VS20, 962 nucleotides. RefSeq lists its product as hypothetical. Bases 25 to 795 code for a protein of 256 amino acids. NCBI's taxonomy places the organism in Eukaryota, Oomycota, Saprolegniomycetes, Saprolegniales, Saprolegniaceae. Gene Ontology annotation, biological process: double-strand break repair via homologous recombination. The transcript is spliced from 3 exons. Gene Ontology annotation, cellular component: Shu complex. Gene Ontology annotation, molecular function: single-stranded DNA binding. The record is from RefSeq and is a predicted model, not a curated record.